CAGCUGGCGUUGCUUUUCCACUUGCCGUUUGCCGUUUGAAACGUGCACAAUAAAUUACACUAAAUAUUUAAUAAUUGCAAUGCAGACACAGCCGUUGAGACGUGCAAUGCAAACGCAUUCAACAGACGUGGAUCUCUGCCAGCUGCAUGUCGAUGGGCUGCUGCAGCAGCAACUACAACAGCUGCAGACCAAUCAUCUCUGGUUGCGCCAACAGCUGACGCUGCUACAGAGUCGGGUACUUAGCAGGCGCUUACAGCAGCUGGAGCGAUUGCUGCUUGGACGGGCCGCACUGGAGAGCAAACUGCGCCAGCUGCAAUUGAAAUAUAAUCGACGCUGGAGUUUGUAAGGCGCCUGCAAACUGCAGUUUGAAAUGAAUUUUAAAUGAAAUUGUUGCAAAUGUGUGUGUAAAUCAUAAAUGAAAACAAUUGCAUAAAUUUAAUUUGUGGUCAGCUAAUG
This is a messenger RNA of Drosophila busckii, 456 nucleotides long. RefSeq lists its product as uncharacterized. The transcript is spliced from 2 exons. Bases 80 to 346 code for a protein of 88 amino acids. The record is from RefSeq and is a predicted model, not a curated record. NCBI's taxonomy places the organism in Eukaryota, Metazoa, Arthropoda, Insecta, Diptera, Drosophilidae.